CUCCCCUCCAAGCCCCUCCCGCCGCGGCUCGUCAUACCCGAAAAUGAUAUAAUCGAGAACUUCCUCAAAGGCAGCGGGCCGGGUGGGCAGAAGAUCAACAAGACCUCUUCCGCCGUGCAACUCAAGCACAUCCCAACCGGCAUAGUCAUUAAAUGUCAGGAUACGCGGUCCAGGAGUCAGAACCGGAAGGUGGCGCGCAGGUUACUCUCGGAGAAAAUAGAGGAGUUGGAGCUAGGGGAGGGCGCGCGGACGGCGGUGAAGGCGAGGGAGAAGAGCAAAAAGAAGGCCAGUGGGGACAAGAAGAGGCGGAGGAAGUAUAGAGCGUUGGCUGGGGAGAAGGGGGAGGGGAAG
This is a messenger RNA of Mytilinidion resinicola, 351 nucleotides long. RefSeq lists its product as uncharacterized. The annotation marks the transcript as partial. The record is from RefSeq and is a predicted model, not a curated record. Gene Ontology annotation, molecular function: translation release factor activity. Gene Ontology annotation, cellular component: mitochondrion. Gene Ontology annotation, biological process: translational termination. The transcript has a single exon. NCBI's taxonomy places the organism in Eukaryota, Fungi, Ascomycota, Dothideomycetes, Mytilinidiales, Mytilinidiaceae.